Messenger RNA from Sesamum indicum (sesame), 1295 nucleotides. The record is from RefSeq and is a predicted model, not a curated record. Lineage: Eukaryota; Viridiplantae; Streptophyta; Magnoliopsida; Lamiales; Pedaliaceae.
UAUAAAAAUGACGUAGAAUCUCUCUCUCCCCUCCCUCCGGUUAUGAUCUCUUCCUUUCUCUUCAUUGCAUUCAAUACCAAUCCCAUUUUCUCAUUUCUCAGUCUCUAAUUUCCAUACAAAAGGUAUAAAAAUUGUACCUUUUUGCAAUUUUUUAUCCAUUUCUUUUUGCCUUCGUUUUUUCGGGAUCGCGAAAGUUGAAGAUCGGAUCGAGAGUUUCUCGAACUCGAACCCUAGGCCUCCACUCUCUCCGAUAAACCGAAGAUGUUGUGAGUGUUGCGGAGAGAGUCGUCUGAAGUAGGUUUUUGCGAGCACAGUCGAAUAAGUUGAAGUGUCGAAGAAGAGGAAAAUGUCGUCGUCAAACUCUCCGUGUGCGGCGUGCAAGUGUCUCCGACGAAAGUGCACGCAGGAGUGUGUUUUUGCACCAUAUUUUCCGCCGGAUAACCCUCAGAAAUUCACCAACGUACAUAAAGUCUUCGGAGCCAGCAACGUGGCCAAGCUUCUCAACGAACUUAAUGCCAGCCAGCGUGAAGACGCCGUGAAUUCCUUAGCGUAUGAGGCGGAGUACCGCCUCCGGGACCCCGUGUACGGCUGUGUUGGCCUUAUUUCCAUUCUCCAACACAAGCUGAAGCAAGUCCAGCAUGAUUUGGAUAACGCCAAAAAGGAAUUGGCUACUUAUAUAGGGCCCUCUGCCAUGUUGCCCAUAUUGAAUCACCCGGGCUUCAUGCAGCAGCAUCCCAAUUAUGCUCCCUCGGCUUAUCAAGUGAUGCCUUACAAUGUGCAGCCGAUGAUGGGGUUGCCUACGGGGGUCCCCCACGGGGCGCAGCUCAUGAUCCGGGAGCCUCAGCAGCAACAACAACAGCAACAGUUUCUGGAGGCACAGCGCCACAGGAUUCAAUCAGAUACCGGCGGCUGCAGGCGCUGCCAUGCAGCCUUCUUUGGCCUUGGGCAGUUCAUACGAAACCCUUCCGUACCAUCAUAUUCAACAGCAUGGAAAUGUGCAGGAGCAUUCACAAACUCAAUCUCAUACGCAUUCUCAUCAUCCGCACGGGCACCAGCUUCCGCUUCAGCCUCACGAGCUUCUGCUGCAGCAGCAGCAGCAGCAACAGAAUGUUUCAACUCACCAUCAGCAGCAGCAGCAGCAGCAGACGCAGCAGCAAUUAGGUCAACCGCAGCCCUCACACUCACAACAGCAGCCUCCGAGAGCUAAGAGCGAGGAGGGCAGAAGCAUUGGUCCGUCGUGUUAAUUUAGCAUUUUUGUCAAAAACUUCAAAAGCUCACCUGCCCUCUGAGCUUUA